CUGCCUCAGUGAACUGAUUGCUAGGGCUUCGAUACAAUUUGUAAAUUCCGAAAUCGAUGCCAAACAAUAUAGACAACCAAUAAUGGCGCGUAGUAAAAUUUGGAAAUACUAUGAUAAAAUAGAUCUCCAAACAGCACAAUGUGUACUCUGCGAAAAGAUAAUAAAAACCUGCGGCAACACCUCCAACCUCAUGAAACACAUGAAGACUCAUCCACAAAUCGAUGUCAAUGACCAUGAUUCGAUUGUAGUACGAGGCAUCCUCAAACGUGAACCAAAUCCCAUCAAGAGCCGCGGACGAAAGCAACCUAAGCAUGCAUCCAUUCAAAUUAAGUCGGAGCCUCAGCAAGUGGUUGAUGCAGAACAAGGUAAUAACGAUAUGGAUGUCAACCUGAUCGAACUUGUUAAUGCGGAGGCACAUGCAGCGGUCGAAAGUGUCGGGAAUGAGGAAACGUAUGCAAAUUGGGCAACGGCGGGAGCAGAGACCGAGUCCGCCGCGGAGACCGUAAGCGCAGAGGACAUUAUAGAAUUUGAGCCAAACCAAAUGCACAACGACGAAACUCAUCCAGAAUUGGAUCACUUGAUAGCCAGUAACAAUGUUUAUAUGAACAGUUUAGCAUACUUUCUGUGCCGCGACAAACAGCCGCUAAAUAUUAUACAGGGUGAGGGGUUUAAGCGCUUGGUCCAGGUGCUCUGCCCUAUCUUCCGUUUACCCAGCUCUGAGCAGCUCGCCGCGCACAUUGGCCAAAGAACGCAGAUUCAAAUAGCCCAAUUGCGACAACAAUUUGCCCACAUACAAAGUCUGUCGCUGAGUUGCGCCAUCAUCUCAAAUUCUGACCAGCAAUUGAGUUACCUAGAGGUGGCAUCUCACUACAACGAGGGCCUGCAUCGUCGUUCAAAAGCGCUAUCUGUGCAAAGGCUGCCAUUGCAGUAUAAUGUGAAUAACAUUGUGGAACGUUUGGAACGCAUUUGCCACCGAUUCGAUAUAGACAAAUCGAAAAUUGUUUGUAUUGUUAGCCGCAGUGAUCAAUUGAUGGAGAAUGCGGUAGCUACGCUGCUGGGUAGCCAACGGCACGUGCCUUGCUUUGCCCAUCUUCUGGAAGAGCUGAUCGAGUGUGUCGUCCAAAGACACGAGUUUAGUGCUCUUUGCGACAAGGUGCGACGCUGUCACGGCCAACAAUUGAAAAAGUUAGAUGUAGUUGGAAAGCCUUUGAGCAGCUAUGAAAUGCUGGAACGCUAUGUUAAGCAAGCGACACAACAGCACAAACUGUUGGCAACGGAUGCAUUGACGGACGCUGAGUUAGAUUUGGCUACGGAUCUGAUUACAUUGUUGGCUCCAUUAGCUAAUGCAGUGCGUCAAUUGUGUGGCACAAGUAUCGGCUGGUAUCCCAGUGCCAGUAAGGCAUUACCCAUUGCCUACACUGUUCUCAACGAACUGAAGCAGCCAGAGAGUGCAGAGCAGCAGCAUCAUCAAAUCGUAUAUGAUUUGCGUCAAUUUAUUAUCCGUUUUUUGGAGGAACGCUUCGAGGACAUGGAAAAUAAUACGCAAUUCGCGCUGUCGAGUCUUUUAGAUCCACGCUUCCGCAAUAUGCCCUUCCAAAACCCUUCGCAGGUUGCCAAAUAUAUGACACAAUUGUACGAGCUUUACGAGGAGAAAGGCGGGGAGAUGCCUGUCGAAUCGAAUGAGGAAGCAAACACGGACAACUACGACAUAUGGGCAGCAUAUAGAGCCUUUUCACACGAGAAGCACAAGCACAUCAAUAUGAAUGAGACUGAGAGUAUGGAUGAGAUAUCGAGCUAUUUCUGCUCUAGUAUUAGCAGCCUACAGACCGAGCCACUGUUGCUGUGGAAGGAUCUCGUACAGUUUCAUCCCUUUCUGCACAGUUUGGCCAAAAAGUAUUUGCAUAUACCAGCAUCGGCCUUACCGCCGACACGAAUAUUUACAAGUGGCGGCGAAGAAGUAGUAGCACAAGAUGGUAAAUCCUUAGACGAGCAAUUGAGCAACAUGGUUUUAUUGUCGGAUUGUACAAGGGAUGAGUGGCAAUUAUAGUA
Drosophila navojoa is the source of this 2049-nucleotide messenger RNA. RefSeq lists its product as uncharacterized. NCBI's taxonomy places the organism in Eukaryota, Metazoa, Arthropoda, Insecta, Diptera, Drosophilidae. Gene Ontology annotation, molecular function: DNA binding. The record is from RefSeq and is a predicted model, not a curated record.